CCACCCCCUCCCGUCAACCCGGAUCGUAGAAACCCUAGCUGGACCUCCUAUCUGAACUGAAUUACCUACGAGAACGCCGCUCGUUGGUACUCAAAAUAAGAGAUAUGGAGAGAGGGGAGGCGGCGUCGCGGGGAUUGAAAUUCGAGGCGGAUUCUUCAGCUACAAGAUAUAUGCUGUUCGAAGAUGAUUCUUUAGCUACAGAAGAAGAUAUUCUGGUCGCGGGUGAUUCUUUAGCUACAGGAGAUAUGCCGCUCGAAGGUGAUGACGACGAUUCCUGGAUGAGGGGAUUGGAAGUUGAUGAGAUCUUCCCAGCCAACGAAGCGGAGGAGGAGAAGGACAACGAGUCCGCCUCCGACGAGAAGAAUUAUCUGCCUCCGUUGCUGGACGGGUAAACGCCCGGCCCACUACCAAGACACUACGGCAUUUAGUUCCAUGAUGUUCACAUACGCCACGCCGGGACGGCUCCCAAGAUUGGCUACCGUUGCCACCGCUUUGCAAGUCUACUCCUUACGGAUCGGACCAGCCGAUCGCGAUAUUUAUGGAAACCCGACGAUACAAGAGGAUUACUUGAAGUGGCCACUACAAGUGUAUGGUGUGGUUGCUGCCCGAGACUCUGUGGAUUACUGCCGCAACCUUCUUCUUGCGUGGAAGGAAUCAUUGUCAAAUCCUCGAUGAAUAUGAACCCUUUCUACAGCUGAUUGGCCCGUCUCGUGCCAUUGUGUUUGACAGCCCUGUCAUCUUUGAAAUCGAACUAAAACUCAAGGGCGCCACAAACUCGAAAGACAGACCAUUAUUCACCGACACCUUCCAAUACAAGGGUACUUACGGUGGCUUAUGUACUCCUCUAUCCAACGACCGUUGCACAGUGACAUUAAGCUUCGAGGAACUUUGUGAGACGGUUCAGGCUACUAUCUUGAGUGUCAGAGUUUCUCAAGGGCCAUGGCCUUUUGAAAAUGGAUGCCGAGUUGCUGCAUGCACGGAUUCUUCAAAUGCUAAGCUUGUGCUGCUCGAAUCUUUUGACCCCCUUGUUCCUGAUGGGGAUGGUAAUUACCUUGAUCUGCCCAGACGUGUGGUCUCUGUUGGGCUGAAAGGAUGGCUGCAUGUUUACGUGUGGGCAGACACAGAAACAGCGGCACCGCUUUACAGCUCUACAGACCGCAGAGGCGUGGUCUCCUUCGCGCCGAAACUAGGCGGCGUUAGCCAGGAUACAUGUGUUGUUGGGGACUCUACGGUUGAAGUCAUUGUUGCUUGGUCCCUCGUCCUGAGGACGGACACUAUCCUGGCGAAGGGACACUUGCGUGAUAAUGCCCGAGCUUGAACUGCUCAUGUGAGAUAAUGUCGAUAUCGAUAUUUAGUCUUGGUUUCCAGUGGGUUUGUUAAGAUGUCAUGCUAUGAAGAACUAUGUAUUCUGUACCUGUGGUAAUCGGUAUCAAUAUUUAGUCUUAGUUUCCAGUCGGUUUGUUAGGAUGCAUGUCAUGCUAUGAAGAACUAUAUAUUCUUGUAUCUUGUCAAGUCUGGCUAUGUAUGUUGAGUACUAAUUUCGGUAUCCUACCAAGGCUGGCACUGUUCGUGUAUCAUAUACAGGCUGGCUAUAUAUAUGUUCCGGAUUUAGACUA
Molecule: messenger RNA, 1616 nt
Organism: Brachypodium distachyon (stiff brome)
Lineage: Eukaryota; Viridiplantae; Streptophyta; Magnoliopsida; Poales; Poaceae
Exons: 3
Coding region: 590-1318 (242 amino acids)
Source: RefSeq, a predicted model, not a curated record